Molecule: messenger RNA, 2774 nt
Organism: Scatophagus argus
Lineage: Eukaryota; Metazoa; Chordata; Actinopteri; Scatophagidae
Gene: rbms3
Product: RNA binding motif, single stranded interacting protein
Exons: 14
Coding region: 1176-2426 (416 amino acids)
Cellular component (GO): nucleus; ribonucleoprotein complex; cytosol
Molecular function (GO): mRNA 3'-UTR binding; poly(U) RNA binding; poly(A) binding
Source: RefSeq, a predicted model, not a curated record
GAGCGAGAGAGAGAGAGAGAGAGAGAGAGGCUGUGAGACUGAGUGAUAGAGAAAGCGCACGCGAGAGAGAAAGAGAGAGCAACUGUGUGACAGAGGGAAAGAGAACAAGGCAGGCUGCUUAGAGGAGUGAGAGAGCCAAGGACGAAAUAAGGAACACAUUUUACAAGAGCAGGAAGAGGGAGGAUCGCAGACGAGGGACUCCUUCUCUACUGGGCACCUGGGACACAGUCACUGUGUUUUUGUUUUUUUUUCACUCGUCUUCUAGCUGGAACCCAGUGGAUUGACUAACCAACCGGUGGAUUUCUUUUUAAAUAAACGCUUGUGCCACACCGUUUAGAAACUGGGAUCAUUUCCCUGUGUUAUCUGCCAUCUCGCUCGCUCGAUCGCCACAGACUGAGAUUGCUUUCCCGUUCUGUGCUUGACUCUCCGUGCACAAAGUGCAUCUGUCGGCAACCGGUGCUGAAGAUAUCAUCCCUCUGUCAAACAGGACGGCACGCAGCCACCGUCAGAUCAGACUAGAGAGAGAGAGAGAGAGAGUGUAUGUAAGAGAGGGAAAGAGAGAGAGAGAGAGAGAGAGCGGCAGUGAGAGAGAGAGUCAGAUUCACAGUGUGUGUGAGAGGAAGGCAAAUUAAAACCCAGGCGAAAGACUGGAGUGAAACAGCUUAAACAGAGAAGUGAACCUAUACGUCCUCUCCCGUUUUCCUUGCCAUCCCUUUCCUCCUCCUCCUCCUCCUUCUCUUCCUCUCCCAUUUACCAGUAUUCGCAGGACUGCCAGAGCUACUGCCACCUGCACAUCUUCACUUCUUCUCUUUCCUCUUCUUCCUCUACCUCACCCUCAGCCACUGACGGACACGCUGCUCUUGGUUCUAGCACUUGUGGAAAUAUUUCCAUUGAUCCAGCAGUGAGAGACUGAGUGAGCGUUCGCCUGAUACUGAAGCUUCGGAGCAGUGGGGUUUGUCAGGAGCUUCCCUGUCAGAGUCAAGACCUUCUCCCAGGCGCUGUCCGGCACACAGAACCUGCCUUUUCCCUGGAGGACCCGCUAGCGACACAGUGGUGCCGACAGCAAAGACAGGAAUCGCACAGCUCCUCUGCUGCCUCUAUCCCAUUGCUAGCUCCUUGGCAGCUCCCGCCCCCGUGUCACCAUUCCCUGCCUCAGUGCUAAGGAUUCCAGCUACAUGGGCAAGCGAUUGGAGCAGCAGCCAAUGUACCCUCAGUACACCUACUACUACCCCCACUAUCUCCAGACCAAGCAGUCCUAUGCUCCACCCCCUCAUCCCAUGGCUCCUCCCAGCCCGAGCACCAACAGCUGCAGCCAGGGAGGGGCAGAGCAGCUGAGUAAGACCAACCUGUAUAUCCGAGGCCUGCCUCCUGGGACCACCGACCAGGACCUCAUCAAACUCUGCCAACCGUAUGGAAAAAUAGUGUCAACCAAGGCCAUUCUGGAUAAGAACACCAACCAGUGCAAAGGCUAUGGCUUUGUGGAUUUUGACAGCCCAGCUGCAGCACAGAAGGCCGUGUCGUCUCUCAAAGCCACUGGGGUGCAGGCCCAAAUGGCCAAGCAACAGGAGCAGGACCCCACCAACCUGUACAUCUCCAACCUGCCAGUGUCUAUGGACGAGCAGGAGCUGGAGAACAUGCUGAAGCCCCUGGGUCAUGUCAUCUCCACGAGGAUACUGAGGGAUGCCAACGGGGUCAGCAGAGGAGUCGGCUUUGCCAGGAUGGAGUCCACGGAGAAGUGUGAAGUAGUGAUACAGCAUUUCAAUGGAAAAUACCUGAAAACCCCACCAGGCAUUCCAGCUCCCACGGAGCCUUUGCUGUGCAAAUUUGCCGAUGGAGGGCAGAAGAAACGCCAGAGCCAGAGCAAGUACCCUCAGAACGGGAGGCCGUGGCACAGAGAAGGCGAGACUGGCAUGGCGUUAACAUAUGAUCCCGCUGCAAUGCAGAAUGGGUUCUACUCCUCGCCUUACAGCAUCGCCACCAACCGCAUGAUUGCACAGACCUCCAUCACGCCCUUCAUCGCUGCUUCCCCCGUUUCCACAUAUCAGGUCCAGAGUACGUCAUGGAUGCCUCAUCAACAAUAUGUUAUGCAACCUACAGGUGCAGUGAUCACGCCGGCCAUGGACCACACUAUGUCCAUGCAGCCUGCCAGCAUGAUGGGCCCUAUCACCCAGCAGAUGAACCAUCUGUCCCUGGGCACUACAGGAAGUUACAUGACUGCUGCAGCUGCCGCGGCGCCUAUGCAAGGGACCUACAUUCCCCAGUACACUCCUGUGCCUCCAACAGCCGUCCCUGUCGAAGGAGUGGUGACGGACGCCUCCCCCCAGACAGUGGCUCCCUCAUCACAGGAGGUGGCUGGCCAGCAGCAACAGAUCCAGGUGGACAGCGCUGCCGACCAUGUCCCUGCUUACUCAUACCAGUCCAAAUAGCAACGGCCUGAGCGAAUGUUCAUGUGACAGCGUUGCCUUGAGACAGAAGGUGGCUGCACUGUGAAUGUGGAGAAAAGAGAAAAGAAAGAGAUUGCUUCCAGAUUGCCCAGGCACCAAAAAAGAGACACUUUUUUCAUUUCCUACCUGGCCUACGAGAAAAAAAAAAUGCAAGAAGGAGGUAACGAGUGCUGAAGAAAGGGGAAGGGGAAAUUGCUGGGCACAGUGCAAAAGAAGUGAAAUUGUUUAGCCGGGGGAACCUGCCUGAAGGGCUGGGCUGAAGCUUGAAAAGUUUCUCAAAGAAAAAUCUCAACCAAUAUAUUAAAAAAAAAAAAAAAAAAAAAAAAAAAA